UUAGUGGCAACGCUGGCCAGGCUAGUCCAGCACGAGCUAAUUUUUUUUUAAAAUUGUGAUAUUAUUCACUAGCUAUGGGAAAAAAUCGAACGCCUUUUAAAAGACAACGAUGGCGUCCACAACAGCGUGGUACUCCAUCAUCAAACUCGAAUAAAAAUAUUGACUAUGGCAAUAGGAGGAUCGAAGUCGGUGGUGCCGGCUGGCAAAGUUUGCGUGAGGAUCAAGCGGGAAUAACUGAGUAUGUGAACAAAAUAGCAGGAUUCACCGGGGUUGUGAAAUCGCGAUUCUCAGAUUUUCAAGUAAAUGAAAUCGAUGCAAACGGAAAGGUUUUGCAAAUCACCGACUUAACGACACCCCAAGCGCUGGUGGAAACCCUUGAUGAAACUGAAUUAGCUGCUGCGCGUGAGAGGUUCAAAGAAGUUAUAACAACAGAGGUGUGGGAAAAGAUUGGCGUAUUAGCAGCAAUGAAAGCGAACAAUCCAGCAGCUCAGCCCAUAGAUAUCAAUGUAUCGUCUUUGGAUAAAGAAAAACGAACGCAGGUACAUAACAUAUUAAAGCAGUUAUAUGGACAAAAACUAGUGAGUUCAACAAUUAGCCCCACGGAUUCCACAGACGAGCGUUUUGUAAGAAUAAUGAAGCCCAAAGGAAAACCAAGUGAGAAGCGCAAACGGUGGACAUUUCCAGGCGAAUAUGUACACUUUUUGGUAUACAAGGAAAAUAUGGAAACAACCGAGGCGGCUUCAAGAUUAGCAUCACGUUUGAGUAUGCAUCCGUCUCAUGUUAAUUAUUGUGGCACCAAAGAUAAGCGCGCCAAGACAACGCAGAAGUUUUGCAUAAAACGUCGCGAGCCUUCGCAAAUUUUGACCGCUGCUAAAGUGUCCAAAAUUAAAGUCGGCAAUUUUGAGUUCAGUAACGAAGUGGUCAAGUUGGGUGACUUACAGGGAAAUCGAUUUAGAAUAGCCCUGCGCCAUGUCAAUGGAGAUGAAAAGGAAAUCGAGAAGGCUCUGGAAGGCCUGCGGGAAAACGGAUUUAUUAAUUAUUUCGGUUUGCAGAGAUUUGGUAAUCAUCCUGAUAUACCCACAUAUGAAAUUGGAGUUGCACUUUUAAAAUCGGAUUAUAAAACGGUCGCUGAACUGAUUUUAAAACCUCGAGAACAUGACCUUCCUUUCAUGGAUAAUAUAAGACGGAGGUGGUGGGAAGAACGUAACUCAGCCGCAGCAGCCGCUAAUUUAAAUUCUAAUGAUUCUAUCGAAAAAAAGUUACUAGUUGGACUAGCGACUUAUGGCGAAAAUGAUUACUCGGCGGCAUUAAGAAAGAUACCACGCAACAUGUUACUUCUUUAUACGCAUGCAUUUCAAAGUCUGGUAUUCAAUCGCAUUGCAUCGCGCCGCAUUCGAGAAUUUGGAUUGAAGUUAAUACCAGGUGAUUUGGUAUAUCGAAAUAAAGAAGAAAUGGAUGACGAUAUUGUUGAAGAAACUAUAUUAGAGGAUAUGGUCGAAAAUGAAGAGGGGAAUGAGGCCAAGGAAGAGAAUGUCCCCAUACCAAAUAGUAACGAGAAAAAUGAAGCGGCUACAGAUGAAGCAGCGGGUUCCAAGUUUAAGAGAAAAGUUAAGGCAUUAAGCGCAGGUGAAAUUGAGUGUGGGGGUUACACAAUUUUUGAUAUUGUUUUACCUUUGCCUGGAUAUGAUAUCACUUACCCGGACAAUGAAGUGAAAACCUGGUAUGAAGAAAUACUAGAAGAGUACGGGCUCUCAUCCGAGACAUUGCGUCACAGUGUGAAAACAUAUGCCUUGGCUGGCGCUUACCGAAAACUGUUGAUCCAUCCCAGAGGUUUAACAUGGAAAUUUCGAAAGUACUCCUCUGCAGAGGAAUCACUCAUAGUAUCCGAUUGGGACGUUGUUACUGGUAGAUAUGAACCCAUUCAAGAGGAUUGUGAAGUAGGCGACUUUAAGGCUCUGCUGUUAGAUUUCUGUUUGCCUCGAUCUGCAUACGCUACAAUGUUUCUGAGAGAGCUACUGAAAUCGGACACUUCUGCUGCACAUCAAAUGAAAAUAGAACUAGACGAACAAAAUAAAAAUAAGAACAGCGAACAAUCAAGGGUAAAUGAAGAUGGUGGCGAAGAAGAAAUAUUAUGUGACGCGAGUGACCAGGAUUCCUCCCAAAAGCGAAAGUGUGAGUCCGAAAAAUCUGAAGAGGUCGAGGAAAAAAAAUCCAAGUCUGAUGGAUGAUAAAUAACAUAUUGCAACACAUAUGAUUAUUCAUCUAUUUUAAAUCAGCGAUUGCAUGUAUCUUUUUUAUAGUUAUCAUAAAAAAUAAAAAGCAAAAAUCUAACAAUUUA
Molecule: messenger RNA, 2338 nt
Organism: Rhagoletis pomonella (apple maggot)
Lineage: Eukaryota; Metazoa; Arthropoda; Insecta; Diptera; Tephritidae
Gene: Pus7
Product: pseudouridylate synthase 7 homolog
Exons: 7
Coding region: 75-2228 (717 amino acids)
Biological process (GO): pseudouridine synthesis
Cellular component (GO): nucleus
Molecular function (GO): RNA binding; pseudouridine synthase activity
Source: RefSeq, a predicted model, not a curated record